AUGUUGGAUGAUGAAGAUGACCAAAGCUUUCACGCUACGCGUGACGGCUACUCCCAUUUGAGCGAUGUCGAAUGGGAUGCGGUUGAACGAAUGGGUUCGACCAUGGGCAUCCAUGCUGUUAGCGUCAUGCUAGAGGCUCUCAAUAGAGAUGCCCAACAUGCUACUAUCGCCAAGCUCAUUCAAAAUGAACUUGACGCCGAACGCGAGAAAGUAGCCUUGCUUCACCAACAAGGUUCUCAACAAGCAGAGUUGUUGAGCGAACAGGGUGCUCAGCAGUUUGAGCUGUUCAGACAGUAG
Molecule: messenger RNA, 297 nt
Organism: Peronospora matthiolae
Lineage: Eukaryota; Oomycota; Peronosporomycetes; Peronosporales; Peronosporaceae
Source: the annotation of a GenBank genome assembly